GGACCCUUCUUAAUUGUCUUAGAAGGAAAAGCAACAUAGGCUACCUUUACUAGAUCUUUACUAUUGUGAUAGUGGCUCACACCUAUUCUUUAAAAACUCUCCCUAGAAGUGUAUAUAUUGUUAAUGAGUUCUGCCCCUAACCUAGAGAAGCUUGUAGGCACUUCGAUCUGCGAAAAGCUUCUGGCAAAAUCUGGAGGUCUAGUUGGGAUUGCGAAGCUCAGCGACAGCGCAUUGCGUCACCUUGGUCUGGAGGAGUUCCACAACGCAGAAGAUGCUGCAAGGGCUAGGCAGCUAUUGGGUGGUUUUAUGGUCGACGCGCCUAUUUUUGUGAAGCACUUCUCUGACACCGAAGUGACAGCGGACUGCCUCAAGGGAGCUCGGAAAGCACUCGCCUUGCUCAGCCGAAAGUGUGUACUAGCAGUGAAGACAGAUCUUUCUGGUGGCUCCCCGGAUGGUGCUAUGGGCGCAGCGGAGCUUGAAAAGCUAGAGGCAGCCUUUGAAAGGCUCCUGAAGGAAGGAAAAGUUGGAGCUGUAGAUACGCAGGCGCUUCCAGUACCCGAAAUACACAAGCGCGGCGAGCCUCCUAAGCGGAAGCGUGGCGGUGUGAGAGAACAUAAGAAGCGUGAAAGUCAAAAGGAUGUAUCAGGCGUCAUUGAGCGUGCGUUUUCACGGAUAAAAAUGGGCAUUAGUGAGGAGGUGCAGCGUGAGGAGAGGCUCCAAAAUGCAGAGCUACGAACUACCUUCAUGAAGGAGCAGGAGAAGCAGCUCGAAAAGGAAUCUCGAAAACGACCACGUGCCAACCAUAGUGACAGCGACGAUGAGUAUGCUGAUCUUUUUGGUAUUGCGUUGUGA
Phytomonas sp. EM1 is the source of this 852-nucleotide messenger RNA. Lineage: Eukaryota; Euglenozoa; Kinetoplastea; Trypanosomatida; Trypanosomatidae. The record is from the annotation of a GenBank genome assembly.